CGUUUAGGUUGGAGGUUAUAAAAUGACUCGCAAACGCCGUAACGGAGGACGGGCCAAGCACGGCCGUGGCCACGUGAAGGCCGUGAGAUGCACCAACUGCGCGCGUUGCGUACCUAAGGACAAGGCUAUCAAGAAGUUCGUGAUCAGGAAUAUUGUCGAAGCGGCUGCCGUCAGAGACAUCAACGACGCCUCAGUCUACACCUCCUUCCAGCUGCCCAAGCUAUACGCCAAGCUUCACUACUGCGUGUCGUGCGCGAUCCACAGCAAGGUGGUCCGCAACAGGUCCAAGAAGGACCGUCGCAUCCGUACGCCCCCGCAGCGGACAUUCCCCAGGGACAUGGCCCGCCCGCAGAAUGUGCAGAGGAAGUGAAAUGCUAAAUAAAAUUAUGUAAAAAACCCAA
Plutella xylostella (diamondback moth) is the source of this 401-nucleotide messenger RNA. RefSeq names its product ribosomal protein S26 (gene RpS26). Gene Ontology annotation, biological process: translation. Gene Ontology annotation, molecular function: structural constituent of ribosome; mRNA binding. The record is from RefSeq and is marked provisional. Gene Ontology annotation, cellular component: cytosolic small ribosomal subunit; ribosome. Lineage: Eukaryota; Metazoa; Arthropoda; Insecta; Lepidoptera; Plutellidae.